This is a messenger RNA of Cutaneotrichosporon oleaginosum, 3243 nucleotides long. RefSeq lists its product as uncharacterized. The record is from RefSeq and is a predicted model, not a curated record. Lineage: Eukaryota; Fungi; Basidiomycota; Tremellomycetes; Trichosporonales; Trichosporonaceae. Gene Ontology annotation, biological process: protein secretion.
CAAUAAUCGACGCUGGACAUGACGCUAGCGGAAUGAGCGCACCACACCUCAAGACGCUCCUCGCGGCAGGAAAUGCGCUGCUGGAGCCGCCGAGCCCGCUGCCCUCGGCCCCGCCCGCGCUCCUCGCCCGCCUCAAGGCCGCCGGCGACCUCCUUCCCUGGCGCGACCGCCCAGGAUGGAGUGACGACGAUGAGCUCGAAGCGGUCGGUGACGAUGGUGACGACCCCGUCAAGCGCAAGGCGCGCCGCGAUGCGCUUGUCAUGCUCGUCGGGCAGCGCGCACUCGACCUGCUCGUCGCGAUGCAGGGUGUCCUGGCCAAAGAGUUCUGGCCGGCCGAGCACAAGGACGGUAUGGGCGAGAAGGACUUCUUGCUGGGUACCGCGGACCAGCGUCUCCUUCGCUUGCUGUUGCAGCAUGCGCUCGUGUCCUACCUCCUUCCUCUCGUGUUGGCGUAUGUGGCGGGCUUGCGCGAGCGGAAGGCGGUCGACCCGUGUUUAUCGGAGGCUGUGAGCACCUUCCUCGGUCUGACGGACACCCCGUCGCCGCCGAGCGGGGGCAGCACCCGCAUCCCCCACACGAGCAUCACACAGAGCAUCCUCUCCUCCCAUCUCCCGCCGUUGAUGCUCGCCGGCAUCGUUGUGGGGUGGACGCCGUCGGCCCCGCCAGCCACAUACUCUGCUUUGCGGGCGCAACUCCUCCAUACCCUCUCGGAGCUGUCGCCCACCCAGGCGAUGGGAGCACUGAGCACCGCGCUCAAAAUUGUCGGUGCGGGUAAGACCCGCCCGCCGAAAGGCUGGACGCGGACAUGGCCCGCUUACGUCGAGGGCACGCUCGGCACGCUGCUCAGCAACCAGGUCCUCCGUCCUGGCGGCGUCAAGGCGGUCAUGGAGAACGUAUUCGGCGAAGUUGGGAAUAUGGCGGGCGAGGGCGUCGACGGACCCAAGCUCGACCGUAUCGCUGGCCUGCUGUCGCGCGUCCCCAGGAGCAGCUCGCCGGAGACCUACAUUCCCUACCUUCUCGAAACCCUGUUCGGGCUCAUGGGCGAGGCCGCCGCGCCCGUGGUGUACUCGCACACGGCGGCGUACGUUGUCCAUCACCUAUGGGCGAACUCCCCAGUCGCCGUGACGUGGCUCAAAGCGCACCUCCAUGAGCCAUGGAACCCGGCACCAAGGGAGGGCGUGGUUCUCCGGGCUGAGGGCGUCCAGUCUCUGGUAGGCGCGACGGCCCAGCUUGUGCUUCACGCCCCGCCCUCGCCUGACUUCGUAAACUUCGUCGUCGGCCCGAUCUUGCCACAGAUCUUCGCCCUCUACGUCUUCCUCAAGCCGCAACCCACGACUAUGAAAGCGAAAGAGAAGGAAGGCGGCCUGGCCGCCGAUACUGAUCUCGUGCUUACGUCGUGGGGCAAGCUCGUAGGCAAGGACGACGGCGUCAAGGGAGUCUGGUCGAUCAUCACGACCGGGCGUGGGUGGUCCGUCUCAGAGCAUGGAGAGGUUCUACACUUCCAGAGGGUUGGCGAUGGGGCUGAGCUCGUGUACGGGUACCCUCAUACUGAAGAGUCAUUGAAGACCGAAGCAGACUCGAUGGAAGUCGACGAUCAGCUUGGCGACCUCGACCUUGCUCCCGAUCCGUUGGUCCUCGCCGACCUCUUGAAGAAGCUCGGGCGCGCCGACAUGUCAUCUGAAGUGUUCCUGCGUGUUUUGAACGAGUGGCGCGUUCGCGCCUCGUCCGAUGGGGACCCACUCAAGUCGCUUCUGUUCCUCCGACUCACCUUGGUGAUGAUGGAGACUUUGGGAAACAAAGUACUUGCGGAGCCUGGGCACGUUCUCGCCUUUGUGGAAGGCGUUUUGAAUGACGAGGCAACAGCGUUGCCAGAUAAGAAACCUUUUGUCCAGGAAGUCGGGGACGAAGUCGAAAUUCCAGAACUUACCGAGGACAGUGUGGAGCAACUUGGUUUGCUCGAGACAGCCAUCAGCCUACUCCUCGCGACACUGGAGGACGAAAGUAUCACCUUUGCUACUUACCCGAUCCUGCAUCCCAUCGCAUCGCACCUCACCACGCUGGAGUCCGCGCCCUCCGCCCACGUGCGGCAGUUAGCACGCGAGGCGACUCUCGUCCUCCUUGUGCGUAGAUCUGCCAGUCUUACAGCCGGCGGCAAGGUAUCGGAAUCGGUCUCGACUUAUCGACGCGCCCUCGGCCUCAUCGCAGACCCCAUCCUACCAGUACGCGCGCAUGGGCUGGUCCUGCUUCGCGAACUCGUUUUCAAACCGGACUACGACACAGCGCUCACCCCGGCCAUUCUCGACGUGUACAUGCAGGCACUCCAAGAUGCCGACAGCUACAUCUACCUCAACGCGGCGAAGGGACUGGCGGCUAUGGCCGACGCGCUCGGCAAAGAGAUUCUGCGCACUCUCUGUCGCGUCUACAGUGACACAGCUGAGACAAUGGACAAACGGUUGCGCAUCGGAGAGGCACUGGAGAUGAUCAUCAAACGAGCGGGGAAAGCGUUUGCCGCGAAUGUCGGCCUCGUCAUUCCUCCGUUGACGGGCGUUUUCCGCGACGCGGCUGCGCCGACCGUCCUCCGCACCAGCGCUCUGUCGUUACUGUCAACGGCGGCAGAGGAGGAUCAUCUGGCACUCUUGCCGUGGGCGGCUGAGCUCGCGUCGGCUGCUGUCGACCUCGUCCAGGUCGAGAGCGUUACCUCGUCGGCCUUCCGUCCUGCUAAACCGGAGUCAGAACCCAAACCCAGGCCGAAGGUCAUGCUCAUCGACGACGAAGAGCCUGAGCCCGAGCCAGCCUUAGAGGAAAAGCUACGCGUCAUUGACGAGGACCCGGUCACUGCCAACCCUAAACAUCCGGCAUUGCGUCGCGCUGCACUGGUCUUCCUCGGCCUACUUGCGGCAUCACUCAUCGAGGCUACCCAGAGCCAGCAGGAUCCAAGCGGAGCAGAGGAGUUUAAGCUCCGCCUACCCGGACAGAUUCACCCCGAGACCAAAAAGGACUUGAGCCUGGACAAGAGAGUGCUCGACCGCACUGUCACGGUGCUGCGAUAUGUUGCGGGCACAGAUGUGGACGAGGUUGUCAGAGGGCAGGCCGGCGAAGUUGUUGCGCUGGUUGAGCGCUUGAGGACACUGGAGGGCCUGCGGGAGGUUGGCAGGGCCUCGAGUGGCCGCGAGUUCCUAGCGUAGUCAUUUCGCUGCAUCGAUGUCGUGUCGAGAAGGAAGCAUGCAUCCGCAUUUCGCACUG